AAAAAAUCAAGCUUCCUUAAAUUGGUACAAAAAAACAAUCAAAUGACUAUUUAAAAAUCAAGUAACCGUCUUCACACUCUGAAAUACAGCCUUAAAAAACAUUAUCGGGCACGGCCUCGGAGCGAUAAGGGAAGAUUUUAUCAAUUUGAAAUAUCUGAAGUGCAAUGAAGAGUGAAAAGGGAUAUAAAAGCCAGUGAGGGAGAAGUAAUGAUAUAUAUUUGAUAAAAAAUGAAGUGAAAUGUUAAGAUCUAUUAGACAACGUGCAAAGCAUCCUUUUUUAUCUUAGAUCUGCAGUCACAGACCUCCAAUAUACUGAAAAAAUGUUUUAAAUAUGAAAAAUUACAAAUAAUUCACAAAAAGUUUGUUAAGCAACCCGGCAUUUGCAAAGUGCAUAUCGCGACAAUAAAAUUCAGAAUAUUAUCCUUAUAUUUGUUGACAAUAUAGAUUCUGAUUGUUAAUUGCUUCAUGUUUAAUAAAACAUAGAAUUAGAAGUAUAAAUAUUUAUAAGAAAGCAAACUCAUGUAGGUACUGAUAAUUUAAGUAAGGUAAGAAUUUUUUCUAAUUACCAUUCACAUACGUAUUCGCUAUCUAUUUCCGUAUCACCAACAGUUAUGGCACAUACGCUGUAUAUAUAUAAUCCGACAGAAAUGCUUGCGUUACAAUUUUAAAUAAACAUGGUCUCCACAACAGUUUUGUUAGUGAUAUUAACGGGCAUUGUUGUUACAAUGGCUUGCAAUAUUCGUAAAGAGGAAAACGGCUUCAUCUGCGUUUGCAACGCAAGUUAUUGCGACACAGUUCCAGAAGUUCAAGCACUUCGUUUUGAACAGUACCAACUUUACUCUACCGGGAAGUUUAAACCAGGUUUGAAUACACUAAUAGGAAAGUUUUCGGAAAAGCGCGGUAGGUCCCAAAACAUCAUUAAAGUUAACAUUGAGAAGAGAUAUCAGAAGAUUAUUGGUUUUGGUGGGGCUUUCACAGACGCAACAGGUAUCAACAUAAAUAGUUUAGAUGAAGCAGUUCAGGAAAAUCUCUUGGAAAGUUAUUUCGGUAAGAACGGCAUUGAGUACAACUUGUGUAGAGUUCCUAUAGGCGGUACAGAUUUUUCACCACGCCCUUACACUUACGACGAUUACACUGAUGAUACUAAAUUGGAACAUUUUAAACUACAAGAGGAAGACCUUAAAUUUAAGAUUCCAUUCAUAAGAGCUGCUAAGAAGCUGAGGGGUGGCAGAAACUUAAAACUGUUUGCAUCUGCAUGGACAGCACCGAUUUGGAUGAAAACUAACAACGUAUUUACUGGAUAUUCCCUUCUGAAGGAAGAGUAUUAUCAGCUGUGGGCUGAUUACGUUAUAAAAUUUUUCGAUCAAUACAGAUUACAUAAUAUAACAUAUUGGGGAAUGACUACUGGAAAUGAACCUAUGGACGGAUUUAUUACAUACACGGAAUCUAAGAUUAAUGCAAUGGGGUGGGUUCCUCUGAUGCUGGCUAAAUGGAUAAACGAAAAUCUAGGACCAAAUAUUCAUAGGUCACCUUAUGAGGGUCUGAAAAUAAUAAUUCACGACGACGCAAGGCUAACUCUACCUUAUGUUGUUCCAUUAUUACUCAAUGAAUCGUUAAAGUAUAUCGAUGGGGUUGGUGUGCAUUGGUAUUGGGAUGAUAGAGUGCCGGCAGAUGUGUUAAAUUUAAUAAAAACGGAUAAGAAGGAGGUGUUCCUGCUCUCAACUGAAUCAUGCAUCUUUAGAGAAGGACUCACACUGGGAAGUUGGGACAGAGCAGCCAGGUACAUAGGAAGUAUCAUAGAGUACCUAGAAAACAAUUUUGGUGGGUGGUUAGACUGGAACAUGGCUUUAGACACGUCUGGCGGCCCGACAUACAUAGGUUAUGAAGCCGACAGUCCCAUCCUUGUAAAUGCGUCCUCUCAGGAAUUCUAUAAGCAACCGAUGUUUUAUGCCAUGGGUCAUUUUUCCAAGUUUAUCGUGCCUGAUUCUGUCCGCUUGGAGACAUCUUAUACUUCUAAAAAGGACGGUGUCAAAUCCAUGGCAUUCUUAAGGCCAGACAACUUGAUUGCUGUUGUAAUUUUUAAUAAUGGUACCUCCAAUUCAAAGGUACAGAUUCAAAGAAGCGGUAUUUACUCAAAUCUAAUAGACGUAGAAGCAAAAUCUAUAUACACAGUUCUGUUUCCAGUAGGAAAGGACGUAAAAUAGUUUUAUGAAGCUCGAAAAGGUAAAAAAGACAACAAUGACUACCGAAGAAUUAUUUAUUAAAUAUACAACGUGUCCUAAUGUUUAGAUGUACACACUAAAUACAAACAUGGACCAUUUUAUAUAUAAACUUAAAUAUGUAAGGGUUCUAAUAUAUUUU
Molecule: messenger RNA, 2361 nt
Organism: Anoplophora glabripennis (Asian longhorned beetle)
Lineage: Eukaryota; Metazoa; Arthropoda; Insecta; Coleoptera; Cerambycidae
Product: putative glucosylceramidase 3
Exons: 7
Coding region: 675-2204 (509 amino acids)
Biological process (GO): glucosylceramide catabolic process
Molecular function (GO): glucosylceramidase activity
Source: RefSeq, a predicted model, not a curated record